Molecule: messenger RNA, 1326 nt
Organism: Camellia sinensis
Lineage: Eukaryota; Viridiplantae; Streptophyta; Magnoliopsida; Ericales; Theaceae
Source: RefSeq, a predicted model, not a curated record
AUGGUCUUUAUUUCACCAGAGCGGUUUGUUUGGAAGCAAGCCAUCAGACUGGGAUGGAAGGCUUCCAACAAUGAAGCGGAGUACGAGGUUCUGCUAGCUGGUCUACGCAGCACUGAACACUUUAAUGCAGAGGAGUUACUCGUUUAUAGUGACUCCCAACUUGUGGUGAACCAAUUGACUAGAGUAUACGAAACUCGCAAUGACCGGAUGACAUCCUAUGCAGAACAAGCCAAGCACCUGAUCCGCAAAUUUCAAGCUAUCAGGGUUGUGAAAAUUGGCCGUUAUGGAAAUAGCCACGCCGAUGCCUUAGCCUGUCUUGGCUCUUCGGUGGACUCCAAAAAUGGUCGCAAGAUAUGGAUUGAAUUUGUUCCUCAACCGACUAUCGAUCUACCCAGCUCGGUCCUCUGUACUGACCUCGGUCAGAGCUGGAUGGACCCACUCCUUGCCUUCUUAAAAAAUGGUGCCCUUUCAAAUGACAAGAAAGAAACACAUAAAACAAGGCAUCGAGCUGCGCGAUUUUGGGUCUCACCUUCGGGCAAGCUCUACAAAAAGUCUUACCUUGGUCCGUAUCUUCUUUGUGUUCACCCCAUCUUGUGGAGAACUUUCUUUAUGAAAUCCAUGAGGGGAUCUGUGGCAAUCACACUGCAGGUCGGUCCUUGGCACACCGAGCCCUCACUCAUGGGUACUGGUGGCCGUGGAUAUCACAAACAAUAUGUCCAAAAAUGCGACAAGUGCCAAAGGUUUGCCCCAUUCAUUCAUCAACCAGCCAAGAACUUAACUCCCCUCACCAGUCCAUGGCCAUUUGCACAAUGGGGUCUAGACAUCGUUGGACCUCUAGCAAGGGGUACUGCUAACAAAAGGUUCUUCGUUGCUGCCAUUGACUAUUUCACUAAGUGGGUGGAGAUUGAAGCCUUAGCAAGCAUAAAGGAAGUUGACAUGAAAAGGAAGUUUUGUUCUGACUUAAAAAUUGAGUUUCGAAAUUCUACUCCAGUCUACCCUCAAGGCAAUGGUCAAGCUAAAACGUCUAAGAAGACGGUCAUUAAUGGGAUGAAGAAGCGGCUGGAGAAGGCCAAAGGCAAAUGGGUGAAAGAACUGCCAAACGUCCUGUGGGCGUACAGAACAACACCACGGCGAUCGACAGGGGAGACGCCUUACUCUCUCACUUAUGGGAUGAAGGCCAUCAUCCCUUUAGAGGUCGGCCUUUUCACUAUUCGGUCUGAAAUUUUUGAACCAGCAAAAAAUGAUGAGGUUAUCGCCCAAGCUCUUGACCUGACAGAGAAGCGCAAAGAGGCCGUGCUCAUUCGUCUAGCAGCAUACCAACAAUAA